Diversispora eburnea is the source of this 2220-nucleotide messenger RNA. The record is from the annotation of a GenBank genome assembly. Lineage: Eukaryota; Fungi; Glomeromycota; Glomeromycetes; Diversisporales; Diversisporaceae.
AUGGCAGCUACCGAAGAUUUUAUUAAUAAGCUUUCACCAAACUUUUUGAUUUCACCCGAUAAGACUUAUGCCACUUUAAAUGUUCCUAUCGAAAAAUCCGAAAAUGAUGAUAGAGAAUAUAGAUUAAUUAAAUUGGCAAAUGAAUUAGAAAUUUUAUUGAUUCAUGAUCCGAAUACUGAUAAAUCAAGUGCCGCAAUGGAUGUUAAAAUUGGACAGAUUCAUGAUCCGCCAAAUCUUCAAGGUCUUAGCCAUUUUUGUGAACAUUUACUGUUCAUGGGAAGUGAAAAGUAUCCAAAAGAUAAUGAAUACACUGAGUUAGUCAUGAAUAUUUGGAAGGAUCCUUGGACAGACAAAGAACUGAAUGCUGUUGAUUCUGAUGAUAAUUGGAAAAAAUAUCAAUUAGAAAGAAGUCUGAGUAAUCAAAACCAUCCAUUUUCACAAUUUGGAAUUGGUAAUAUUGAAUCAUUGAAAGAGAUUCCUCUUAAGGCUGGUCUUGAUGUUAGAGAAGAAUUAAUUAAACAUCAUAAAAAAUAUUAUUCUGCUAAUUUGAUGAAAUUGGUUGUACUGGGGAGAGAACCUUUGGAUCAGUUAAAUAAUUGGGUGGUUGAACAAUUCUCUGGUGUUAAAAAUAAAUCAAUCCCAAAUCUAAUUUCAAUAAAACCUGUAAAAAAUGCUCAUAAUCUUGAAAUUACUUUUCCUUUUCCUGAUCAAACUCCAUUAUAUGAAACAAAGCCUUCUAGAUAUAUUUCCCAUUUAAUUGGACAUGAAGGAGAAGGAUCAAUUUUAUCAUUGUUAAAAAAGAAAGUUCUUAUUCAAUUUACCAAAGUAUUAAUUUCUCAGUGUACAAAAUUUCGAUUGAUCUUACCGACGAAGGUCAAAACAAUCGCAUCAAUAGAUUUUAGAUUUCUAGAAAAAGGUUCGCCAUCAGGUUACACUUCGGGAUUAUCAGCCUAUAUGCAAUACCCGUAUCCACGUGAAUUGAUAUUAAGUACUCCACAUUUAAUUCGAAAAUAUGAUGCGAAACUUAUUACCGAAGGAUUAAACUUUUUAAAUUGGAAUACAUGCAUUCUCACUUUAUCAAGUAAAUUGUUAAGUGGAUUUAAUAAAAAAGAAAAGUGGUUUGAUACCGAAUAUAAAUUUGAACCCAUAAAUCCAAAAUUUUUGCAGGAAUUACAAGAUUUAACUUUAAACCCUGAAUUAAAAAUUACCGGACCAAAUGAAUUCAUUCCAUCAAAUUUUGAAGUAAAGAAAAUUGAAAAUGUUAAGCCACUCGAGCGUCCAUUCCUUAUUAAAGACACGAAAUUAUCUCGUCUUUGGUAUAAAAAAGAUGAUAGAUUUUGGGUACCCAAAGUUGAAGCACACUUUUUAUUAAACACUCCAUUGGCUAAUGUUACACCAUUACACUCAGUCAUGACCGGAUUAUAUAUUGACUUAGUGAUUGAUGCAUUUAGUGAUUUUGCAUAUGACGCAGGAAUGGCUGGAUUAACUUAUUAUCUUUAUGAUCAAGGUAAUGGUAUCGGUGUAUCAGUAACAGGUUAUAACGACAAAGCUAUACUUUUUUUAGAUAAAAUUAUUCAAAAAAUGAAAAAUUUUAUUAUUGGUCCGGAAAGAUUUUUGAAGAUUAAAGAAGAAUUAAAAAGAACUUUACAAAAUCGAUUAUUGGAUUCGCCUUAUGAAUUAGCAAUGUGUAACACAAGUUACAUAAUUAAUCAAAAGAUAUGGAGUUUUCAAGAAAGACUUGAUGUAUUGGAUGAAAUCAAUUAUCAAGAUGUUCAAGAAUUUUAUCCUAAAUUAUUUAAACAAAUGUUUUUUGAAGGAUUGGUUCAUGGUAACAUUGAUAAAUUAGAAGCUAUCAAUAUGAUAGAAAUAAUUGAAAAUAUUUUAGAAUCAAAAGAAUUAAGUUCUUCACAAUUAAUUGAUAAUAGAAGCUUAUUAUUAAAAGAAGGAAAAUAUGCUUAUUUUAAAGAAGUUAAGGAUGAGAAAGAGAUUAAUUCCGCUAUUGAUUAUUAUAUACAAAUUGGAGAUAUAAUGGAUAAAAAUCUUAGAGCAAAGUUAUCUUUAAUUGGACAAAUUGCUGAUGAACCUUGUUAUAAUCAAUUAAGAACACAAGAGCAAUUAGAUAGAGUAACAGGAUCAAUGGGAUUUAGAAUAAUUAUUCAAAGUGAGAAAGAUACAAUUUAUCUAGAGAAUAGGAUUGAAGAAUUUUUUAAUAAAUUACAG